Molecule: messenger RNA, 1533 nt
Organism: Penicillium subrubescens
Lineage: Eukaryota; Fungi; Ascomycota; Eurotiomycetes; Eurotiales; Aspergillaceae
Product: cytochrome P450
Exons: 5
Coding region: 1-1533 (510 amino acids)
Molecular function (GO): oxidoreductase activity, acting on paired donors, with incorporation or reduction of molecular oxygen; iron ion binding; monooxygenase activity
Source: RefSeq, a predicted model, not a curated record
AUGUCGCCGUACAUGAGCCUCGAAACGUGGCAUGAUUUUGACGGUAAAAAACUGACGCAACUGGCUCUCCUCACCGGUGUGGCAUUGUUGUGGUGUCACAGUAUUGGCGUGCUUCUGUAUAGCCUCUUUUUCUCACCGUUGCGGCGCAUUCCUGGUCCCUUCUUGGCCCGGGCCACACGCUGGUGGGAAUACAUAAAGGUGGUAAAUGGUGAUUCACAUCGGGAGUAUGUUCGGCUUCAUGAGAAAUAUGGCCCAAUCGUUCGGAUUGGACCAAACCGGUACAGCUUCACUUUACCACAAGCCGUGAAGAAGAUUUAUGAACUGGGUGGGAAGUUCGAAAAGAGCCAGUACUACUCGCCACUGCUGAGCCCGGACCCUGCUACACAACACAUCUUCCCGAUGCUGGAUAAUGAGCGGCACAAGGAUAGGCGGAGAAAGAUUUCUGCUCUUUAUACCAUGUCCACGAUGGUUUCGUAUGAAAAUGCGGUCGACAAGUUGAAUGAAGUGUGUAUUCGGAAGAUACAUCAAUUCGCGGAGGAGCGUCGCCUGAUCGAUAUCCCCCACUGGAUGCAGUAUUACGCGUUUGAUGUUAUUGGCGAAAUCACAUUUAAUGAGAGCUUCAAGAUGAUGGAAAAUGAGGGAGACACGACGGGAAUGAUCUCAGGUAUUCGUGAAGCCAACGAUUUUCUAGCCUAUGCUGGAGUCGUCCCAAACGUUCUCCCAUGGUUUGCUCGGUUGGCCACCCUCCUAGGCAAGACGUCAAAUGCUCGGAUGAUUGUUGGCUACACCUGGAAGCAGAUCAAUAAGUAUCGUGACAUGAACGUGCAUUCUACCAAAGAGACGAAGAAAUACGACACGUUCUUGAAUAAGGUUCUCACCAUGGAAGCUGCAGGCUCUAUCGGAAAUCCCAAUAUUUUGGAUGCCUGUUCAAGCAACAUCACGGCUGGAUCUGACACCACUGCGAUUAGUUUAAGCUCAUGCCUGUACUACCUUUACACAAAUCCAGACAAGCUCAAGAAACUGCGAGAUGAGAUUGACACUAUGGCAGCUGAUGGUCGUAUCUCUGACCCAGUCACAUUUCGGGAAGCCCAAGGUAUGACCUACCUGCAGGCUGUGAUCAAGGAAGCACUCCGUCUUCAUCCGGCCGUGGGUACCAUGUUGGCUCGUGUUGUGCCAAAAGGGGGCAUGGAGCUGGAAGGCCAUUACUUCCCAGAAGGGACUGAAGUUGGAGCAAAUGCAUGGCCGUUGCAUUACAAUAAGGACAUCUACGGACCAGAUCCGCAGGCCUUUCGUCCGGAACGUUGGAUUGGUGAUGAAAAGACUUCCCUCAUGGAGUCGAUGAUGUUUGCGUUUGGAGGUGGCUCUCGGACUUGUCUCGGCAGGAAUAUUAGCUUGCUGGAGAUGACAAAGGUGAUACCACAGCUGGUGCGUAAGUUUGACAUCGUACUCGAUAAAAAUGACGAGUCGAUGGAAACUCAAUGUGCUUGGUUUGUGUAUACCCACUAUAAGGGGCGGUUCAAAGCGAGAGAGUGA